AUGUCUGCUACUAACCACACAGGAUCAUCAGUCACAGAAUUCAUAAUCGUCGGUUUUCCUGGACUACAAGACCAGGGGAGCAAAACCAUCCUCUUUUUUGUAUUCCUGGUAGCUUACAUCAUCAUUGUACUGGGAAACCUGUUGAUCAUACUCAUAUUUGUCUUUGAUGAAUCUCUUCACACUCCCAUGUAUUUAUUGAUCUGCAGUCUAGCAAUUUUUGAUAUUUCUUUCCCCUCCAUCACUGUUCCUAAAAUGUUAGCUAUAUUCAUGUUUGAUUCAAACUUAAUUUCAUUUGAUUCCUGUUUUAUCCAGAUGUUCCUUUUCAUGAGUUUGGGUAUAGCUGAAGGAUUUCUUCUCACAGUUAUGGCUUACGACAGAUACCUAGCAAUCUGUAAGCCACUGCACUACCACAGUAAAAUUACAAACAGCCUGGCCAUUAGACAUGUUGUGUGGUGCUGCAUUGGUGGAUUUCUUUCGUUGAUUAUUCCUACGAUACUUGCUGUGAGGCUCCCCUUCUGUGGACCUGACAAAAUUCUCCACUGCUGGUGUGAUCAUUCCUCAGUUCUCAGAUUAGCAUGUGCGAAUGUUGUCAUCAACAGCAUUCUGGGAUUGACCAUAGCGUUGUGUGUGCUUCUCAUCCCUCUGUUCCUGAUCCUGCUCUCCUAUGUGAUGAUCAUUAAGUCUGUGCUGCAGAUCUCCACCUCUGAGGGGAAGAGCAAAGCUUUCUCCACCUGCACAUCACACCUGCUGGUCAUCUCUGUCUUUUUUCUCACAGCAACCUGUGUCUACAUCUCCUACAGGGUACCUGGAGCUUCAGCAGAUUUGCGCAUCAUGGCAGCAGUAUUUCAGAAUGUCUUCCCUCCCCUCAUGAACCCCAUCAUCUAUUGUUUGCAGACCAAAGAGAUCAGGAACAGUUUAAUUAAAACCCUGAAAAAGAGAAGGGUCUUCCCCCUCUCAAGGUGA
Messenger RNA from Lepisosteus oculatus (spotted gar), 963 nucleotides. Its product is annotated as olfactory receptor 6N1-like. Gene Ontology annotation, biological process: G protein-coupled receptor signaling pathway. Gene Ontology annotation, molecular function: G protein-coupled receptor activity; olfactory receptor activity. The record is from RefSeq and is a predicted model, not a curated record. Lineage: Eukaryota; Metazoa; Chordata; Actinopteri; Semionotiformes; Lepisosteidae. Gene Ontology annotation, cellular component: membrane.